Molecule: messenger RNA, 1676 nt
Organism: Pteronotus mesoamericanus
Lineage: Eukaryota; Metazoa; Chordata; Mammalia; Chiroptera; Mormoopidae
Gene: ACAA1
Product: acetyl-CoA acyltransferase 1
Exons: 12
Coding region: 120-1400 (426 amino acids)
Biological process (GO): fatty acid beta-oxidation; phenylacetate catabolic process
Cellular component (GO): peroxisome
Molecular function (GO): acetyl-CoA C-acyltransferase activity
Source: RefSeq, a predicted model, not a curated record
UGGGUGGUGUUUUCCUUUGGGGGAAAAGUGCGGUUCCGCGACUGCGGUGAUUCAAGUCUGUUGGUACCGGUGGUCUUCCGGGCGGGUCGUAGGAGACGGUCUACGGGCCAAGCUGCGCGAUGCAGAGGCUGCAGAUGGUGCUAGGCCACCUGAGCGGCCAGCCUGCUUUGCUUUCGAAGCGGGACCUGCAGGCCGCACCGUGUUGGGGCCGCGCUCCGCAGGCGUCAGCCGAGGACGUGGUCAUAGUGCACGGGCGGCGCACGGCCAUUGCCCGUAGUGCUCGUGGCGGCUUCAAGGACACUACUCCCGACGAGCUUCUCUCGGCCGUGUUGACCGCGGUCCUCCAGGACCUGAAGCUGAGCCCGACCCAACUAGGAGAUAUAUGCGUGGGAAAUGUGCUUCAGCCGGGGGCUGGGGCAGUCAUGGCCCGAAUUGCCCAGUUUCUAAGUGACAUCCCAGAGACUGUGCCUUUGUGCACUGUCAAUAGACAGUGUUCUUCAGGGCUCCAGGCAGUGGCCAGCAUAGCUGGUGGCAUCAGAAAUGGGUCUUAUGACAUUGGCAUGGCUUGUGGGGUAGAGUCCAUGUCCCUGGCUGACAGAGGGAACCCUGGAAAUAUUACUUCCCGCUUGGUGGAGAAGAAGGCGGCCAGAGACUGCCUCAUUCCUAUGGGGAUCACCUCGGAGAAUGUAGCUGAGCGGUUCGGCAUUUCACGCGAGAAACAGGAUGCCUUCGCGCUGGCUUCCCAGCAAAAGGCAGCCAGGGCCCAGAGCAAGGGCUGUUUCCAAGCCGAGAUUGUGCCUGUGACCACCACAGUCUACGAUGACAAGGGCACCGAGAGGAGGAUCACCGUGGCCCAGGAUGAGGGUAUCCGCCCCAGUACCACCAUGGAGGGCCUGGCCAAACUGAAGCCUGCCUUCAAGGAAGGUGGCUCUACCACAGCUGGAAACUCUAGCCAGGUGAGCGAUGGGGCAGCCGCCAUCCUGCUGGCCCGGAGGUCCAAGGCAGAAGAGUUGGGCCUUCCCAUCCUGGGGAUCCUGAGGUCCUACGCGGUGGUUGGGGUUCCCCCUGACGUCAUGGGCAUCGGACCUGCCUAUGCUAUCCCUGUAGCUUUGCAGAAAGCAGGGCUGACAGUGCAUGACGUGGACAUCUUCGAGAUCAAUGAGGCCUUUGCAAGCCAGGCCGUCUACUGUGUGGAGAAGCUAAGGCUGCCCCCUGAGAAGGUGAACCCUCUGGGGGGCGCUGUGGCCUUGGGCCACCCACUGGGCUGCACUGGGGCUCGACAGGUCAUCACGCUGCUCAACGAGCUGAAGCGCCGUGGGAAGAGGGCAUAUGGGGUGGUGUCCAUGUGCAUAGGCACCGGAAUGGGAGCCGCUGCUGUCUUCGAAUACCCUGGAAACUGAGUGAGGCGCCGCGCGGACAGUCCUGCUUCGGGGGCAGGAAAGCAACACUACUGAAGGGGUGCCCCGCGGGAAAGGUCCGCACUGGCGGUUGUGGUGACAGACAAAUCAAGGCACUUCAGCAAAUGUGGAAAAUGUGAACGCUGAUGACACAGCACCUCACCCACUCCUGCACUAAGUCCCCCAGGUCCCCUAGGCCACCAGGGCCACCAUGUAAUUCCUGGGGAGGGGGCCUUGUGAUUGAAGCGUCCCACGGACACAGUAAACGUAUGUUAUCUU